AUGCUUAAUUAUGGAGCUCGAUUCACCAGAAUACGCCAUGUAUCACAUUCGAGUAGAUUGCUAGUCAAAAAACACAGCCAACAUGUCAUUCGAUUGAUGGCAACCACCAGCACCCAAUUACCCAAGCCUAAAAAAGAGUUUGUAGCCAGUUAUGAUGCAAAAGCAGUGGAAGCAGGAUGGUACGAGUGGUGGAACUCGCAAGGCUUAUUCAAAGCAAGCAGUACAGACUUUCUCGCAACUCACAAUGAAUCUGAGGUGGCAAAAAAGCAGCCGUUCACCAUGAUUACACCACCACCUAAUGUCACUGGAUCGCUGCAUAUUGGCCAUGCUUUGACAUUCAGUGUUCAAGAUGCCAUUAUACGAUGGAAACGCAUGAGCGGUUACGACGUAAAGUGGAUCCCUGGCACAGAUCAUGCAGGCAUUGGAACACAAUCAGUAGUUGAAAAGAUGAUCAUGAAGGAAAGAGGACUCACCCGUCAUGAUAUGGGCAGAGAAGCAUUUGUGAAAGAGAUUUGGAAAUGGAAAGAAAAAUACGGUAACCACAUUUUGCACCAAAUGAGACGUAUGGGUGCCUCAUUAGACUGGGAUAGCGAGUUCUUUACGAUGGACAAGAGCAGAUACGAGGCUGUGGAAAAUGCAUUUAUGAGGUUGCAUAAUGACGGAUUGAUCUACCGUGAUACACGACUGGUGAAUUGGUGCUGUGCUUUGGAAACUGUGAUAUCAGAUAUCGAAGUAGACUACAAAGAUGUAACAGGAAGAACUCUGAUUUCGUUGCCUGGUAGAUCAAAGCCUGUGGAAUUUGGUGUUUUACACGACUUUUCGUACAAGGUGGUUGAUCCCAAAGUAGAUGGCAUCCAGGAAUUGACGGUGUCUACAACUCGUAUCGAGACCAUGUUGGGGGACUGUGCAGUUGCUAUCCAUCCUAACGAUAACAGAUACAAGAGUUUGCAUGGAAAGUCCGUGUAUCAUCCCAUCCUCAAAAAAGAGAUCCCCAUUGUCUGUGAUGAACAGCUGGUUGAUAUGGAAUUCGGAACUGGUGUAGUCAAGAUAACACCAGCACAUGAUCCCAAUGACUAUGCUUGUGCUCGUCGUCAUCAACUUCCUAUUGAAAGCAUCUUUGAUAAAUUGGGAAAACUCAACGACAACUGUGGAUUGGCAGAGCUCGUUGGGCAAGAUCGGUUUGAAGUGCGCGACACCAUCAUCCAAAAGCUAAGUGAAUUGGGCAGCUACAAAGGUAGAAAUGACAAUCACGUUAUGCGUAUCGCUGUUUGUUCAAGAUCGGGCGAUGUGAUCGAACCGUUAUUACAACCACAAUGGUACAUCAAGUGCAAGGAACUCGCUGCCAUUUCGAAAAAGCAAGUAGAGAAUAAUCAAAUGAAGAUUGUGCCUGAACAGUUCGUUCAAGACUGGUACAGAUGGUUAGAUAACAUACAAGAUUGGUGUAUUUCUCGGCAAUUAUGGUGGGGCCAUGAAAUUCCAGCCUAUCAGAUCAAGAUCCAUGGCAACCUUCGUCCAGAUCAAGGUGAAAUGUGGGUUGUGGGGUCUGACAAAAUAAAAGCAAAUAUCAAGGCUGUGGAACUACUCGAAAAAGAGGGAUACCCACAGAAUACCUCAUUUGAGCUUAUCAAGGAUGAUGAUGUACUUGAUACGUGGUUUUCUUCUGGUUUGCUGCCCUUAUCUGCCUUGGGUUGGAAGGGCAGACAAGGUGAAUCGAUUCCAAAUCGCUAUCCCAUUCAAGUGAUGGAAACGGGUUUUGAUAUCCUAUUCUUUUGGGUCGCACGGAUGGCCAUGUUGGCAAAUCACUUUUCAGAUCAUCAAAUACCCUUUGAGACCAUCUUUUUGCACGGCAUGGUACGCGAUGCCCAAGGUCGUAAAAUGUCGAAAUCAUUAGGUAAUGUCAUUGAUCCGCUUCAUGUGAUUGAAGGAAUCAGUUUACAGGACAUGAAGGACAACCUGUUGCACACAAAUCUCCCAGAAAAAGAAAUCGGAACGAGUACUCGUAAUCUUGAAAAAGAAUUUCCAAACGGAAUCCCACCUUGUGGUACCGACUCAUUGAGAUUUGCACUUGUCCAAUACACACAGCAAUCGAGACAAAUUAAUCUGGAUAUAUCCAAUGUUGUUCAAACAUCGCACUUUUGCAACAAGCUAUGGAACCUGUUCAAGUUUGGUCUGCCUCGCUUACAGCAGCCUGACCUGGAUUUGACGUUACGGGAUGUGGAUCUCAAGAGCACAUCAUUGGUAAAUCGAUACAUUCUAUCGCGCAUGGCCAACACCAUUGAAGCCUGCCAAAAGGGGUUUGAGACGAGUCGCUUAUUUGAGUCGACAGACGCCCUGAGAAGAUUUAUCGUGGAAGACGUUUGCGAUGUCUAUGUUGAAUUUUCUAAAUCGGCCUUGAAUAGAUCUGAUUUAGAUGCUCAAGAAAAGAAUGCUACGUUGAGGAUUCUUCAUGCGUGUAUGGAUACGUCUUUGCGUUUGGCACAUCCGUUUAUGCCAUUUGUUACAGAGGAACUAUAUCAACACAUGAAAUCGGCCCUAGAAAGCCCUUCCAAUGCCCCUUCCUUGAUGGUAGAAUCAUGGCCAAACCAAACACAGUUCUCAUCCUUUUACGACAAGCAAGUAGAGGAUCACUUUAAAGUGAUUCUAUCCAUCAUCCACGCAUCGAGGUCACUAAGACAAGGUCACCAAAUCAGUGUUGCCAAAGAGUUGCCCUUUACAAUUGUGUGCGAUGAUGAUGCCAUACUAAAUGGACCAUUGUCGCUGUAUAUCAACGAGAUCAAGCAUUUUGUCAAAGCGUCUGAUCUGCGCAUUGAGGCCUCAUCGACAGGAGAUCAAGACGCCCAAUAUACAACCAAGGUGAUCAACGACAAGCUCAAGAUCCUGGUGCCUUCGUCCAAUGUGAUGAAAGCCCAGCUAGAGGGUGCCGCAGCAAAGGGGAUCGAAUUAGACACAGUGAUUCAAAACAAGCAUGCACAAUUGACCAAGAAAUUAAACAAGCUGAAUGUUGAUCUAGACAAACUGGAGGCCAAGAAGCGACAGCCAGGCUAUUUCAAGUCGGUGCCUGAAGCAGUCAAGGCAAAGAACGAAUCCCGGCUCACAAUGAUACAAUUGGAAAAGACGACGCUAGAAAAUGACAUUGCUCUUUUAAAUUCUAUUAUGCAGCAGCAACAAGAGCAGCAAUAA
Molecule: messenger RNA, 3180 nt
Organism: Mucor velutinosus
Lineage: Eukaryota; Fungi; Mucoromycota; Mucoromycetes; Mucorales; Mucoraceae
Exons: 17
Coding region: 1-3180 (1059 amino acids)
Biological process (GO): valyl-tRNA aminoacylation
Cellular component (GO): cytosol
Molecular function (GO): aminoacyl-tRNA deacylase activity; ATP binding; valine-tRNA ligase activity
Source: RefSeq, a predicted model, not a curated record